Messenger RNA from Syzygium oleosum, 1906 nucleotides. Its product is annotated as cytochrome P450 89A2-like. The transcript has a single exon. NCBI's taxonomy places the organism in Eukaryota, Viridiplantae, Streptophyta, Magnoliopsida, Myrtales, Myrtaceae. The record is from RefSeq and is a predicted model, not a curated record. Gene Ontology annotation, molecular function: heme binding; oxidoreductase activity, acting on paired donors, with incorporation or reduction of molecular oxygen, NAD(P)H as one donor, and incorporation of one atom of oxygen; iron ion binding. Gene Ontology annotation, cellular component: membrane. The coding region runs from base 78 to 1637 and encodes 519 amino acids.
AGCAAAUCGCCACUUCUUUCUCUGCAAAUCUUUCAUUUGUUCAAAACUCAAAAACUCAAGAGUCGCUUUGGCAAGAGAUGGAUCUCUGGUUCCUCGUCCUCGUCACCCUCUCCGUCGCCGCCCUCCUUAGGGCCACCGUCAACCUCCUCUCCUCCCCCACCGACAAGAGGAGCCUCUCGCCGGGCCCCCUCACCUUCCCGGUCGUCGGCAACUUCCUAUGGCUCUGCAAGUCCUUGGCGGAGAUCGAGCCCGUCCUCCGCUCCCUCCGCGCCCGACACGGCCCCAUGGUGACCCUCCACGUCGGCCACCGCCCCGCCGUCUUCGUCUCCUCACCGGCCCUCGCCCACCAGGCUCUCGUCCACCGCGGCGCAGUCUUCGCCGACCGCCCGCCGCCCCUCGUCGCCGACCGCGUCCUCUCCGCCAACCAGCACAACAUCAGCUCCUCCUCCUACGGCCCUACCUGGCGCCUCCUCCGCCGGAACCUCACGGCGGAGAUCCUCCAUCCCUCGCGCCUCCGCUCCUACUCCCGCGCCCGCGCGUGGGUUCUCGACAUCCUCGUGACGGAGCUCAAGUCCCAGCCAGGCGGCGUCGUCCGGGUCGUCGACCACUUCCAUUACGCCAUGUUCUGUUUGCUGGUCCUCAUGUGCUUCGGAGACAGGCUAGAGGAGCAGCAGAUUAAGCAGAUUGAGGAGGUUCAGACACGGUUGCUUCUGGGUCUGCGGCGGUUCAACGUGCUCAACAUCUGGCUGCGGGUGAGCAAGCUCCUGCUCCGGAAGCGGUGGAAGGAGUUCUACGAGCUCAUCGAAUAUCGGAAUCGCGUCCUCGUCCCGCUCAUCAGAGCUCGAUCCAAGGCCAAGCGAGAGCAACUGAACAAAGCCAAGGAGGACGGGAAUGACGGCGACUGGAUCGUGUCGUACGUGGACACGCUCCUGGACCUGGAGCUGCCGGAGGAGAAGAGGAAGCUGGAGGAGGACGAAAUGGUGAGCCUCUGCUCAGAGUUCCUCAACGCCGGCACCGACACGACGUCCACGGCGCUGCAGUGGAUCAUGGCCAACCUGGUGAAGUACCCAGAAAUCCAAGAGAGGCUCUACGAUGAAAUCAAAUCAGUCGUGGGACAAGGGGCGGAGCAAGUGAAGGAGGAGGAUUUGCAGAAGAUGGGCUACCUGAAGGCGGUGGUGCUGGAGGGGCUGCGCCGCCACCCACCGGGGCACUUCGUGCUGCCGCACGCGGUGACGGAAGACACGGAGCUGGGCGGGUACGUGAUUCCCAAGGACGGGACCAUCAACUUCACGGUGGCGGAGAUGGGUUGGGACCCGAAAGUCUGGGAGGACCCGAUGUCCUUCAAGCCUGAGAGGUUCUUGAAUUACGGCGGCGGCGACGGCGGAGAAGCGGGCGGGUUCGAUAUAACGGGGAGCAGGGAGAUAAGGAUGAUGCCGUUUGGGGCAGGGAGGAGGAUGUGUCCCGCGUCCGGGCUUGCGAUACUGCACCUGGAGUACUUCGUGGCGAACUUGGUGUGGCUGUUCCGAUGGCAGACGGUGGCCGGCGAGGAGGUGGACCUGUCGGAGAAGCAGGAGUUCACCAUAGUGAUGAAGAACCCUUUGAGGGCUCAGAUUUGUCCCCGGAAUUUGGGCACCUGAACUUGGGAAAAUGUCUGUAUAUAAUUAGACUUGGCAGGCGAACCUAUGCUUCUGUGCUUGGAGAACCCCCGAGGUGUUUGCGAAAAUUCCUGAAAGAGGCAUGCUUUCCAAGUUAAAUUCUCUCUUUGUUAGUAGCGUUGGUCCUCUCCUAUUCUUUUGUUAAAAAUGAAAUUAACUGACUUGUAAAAGAAAUAGCAUCCGAUUGAGUCUUCUGCCCCCAUUCAUCUUCUGGGAAUUGUAAUAAUAAGUACUGUCAAAAAUAAAAACUA